This is a messenger RNA of Camelina sativa (false flax), 1754 nucleotides long. NCBI's taxonomy places the organism in Eukaryota, Viridiplantae, Streptophyta, Magnoliopsida, Brassicales, Brassicaceae. The record is from RefSeq and is a predicted model, not a curated record.
AAAUUUGGGAGAAAAAGCUGCCUAAAACGUCGGGUUGUUUCUAAGGUCAAUGGCCUAAACAGCUAAACUCGAAAGCAAAAUGAACAAAAAUUAAAAAAAAAAAGUAUCGAAAAAAAAAAGAAAGAGAAAUUUCAGAGAAAAUGGAACACCCAAAUAUGGAAUUCUGACAGAGUCGCUGCUAGAUUUGUUUUUUUUUUUUGGGUUUGCCAUUACUCUCUCUCUCUCUCUCUAUUUCCCUCUUUGUAAUUCAACCGGAGUUACGAUUCCCUCUUAUCGUAACUCCUGCUUCUUCCGAUCUCGAUCCUGUUCAUCGGACCCUGUAAAUCAUUUCGCGGGCUUUUCUUAUUCUUUUUUUUGCGAUUCCACAAAAGGGAAGGAGGAAUAAGCAAAUUAUUUGAGAUUUGAUUUGAUUCCGUUUUUGGGUGGUGGUGUUUAGUGAGAGAUCCUUUUUUUAGAUGAAGUGAACAUUUUUUUUUUUUUUUGAGGGGAUUAUUAUGUGAGUUAUGGUAUCAUCAUCAACUAUAUUGCGGAUGGUAGUACCAUGUUGGAGACGACCUUCUGUGAAAGGUGAUCAUUCAACUAGAAAUGACGCUAAUGGACGUUGUGAUGGUCUUCUUUGGUAUAAAGAUUCUGGUAACCAUGUUGCUGGCGAGUUCUCUAUGUCUGUCAUUCAAGCCAAUAAUCUUCUUGAAGAUCAUAGCAAGCUUGAGUCUGGUCCCGUUAGUUUGUUUGAUUCUGGUCCUCAAGCUACUUUUGUUGGUGUCUAUGAUGGUCAUGGAGGUCCUGAAGCUGCCCGUUUUGUUAAUAAACACCUCUUCGACAACAUCAGGAAGUUUACAUCAGAGAAUCAUGGUAUGUCUGCCUCUGUUAUAACCAAAGCGUUUUUAGCUACGGAAGAAGAUUUUCUUUCUCUUGUGCGGCGGCAGUGGCAGAUUAAACCACAGAUUGCUUCUGUUGGAGCUUGUUGUCUGGUAGGGAUCAUAUGUAGUGGAUUGUUGUACAUUGCAAACGCUGGGGAUUCUCGGGUUGUGCUAGGAAGACUGGAAAAAGCUUUUAAAAUUGUUAAGGCGGUUCAGUUAUCGUCCGAGCACAAUGCAAGUCUUGAAUCUGUGAGAGAGGAGUUGCGCUCGUUGCAUCCGGAUGAUCCUCAGAUUGUGGUCUUGAAGCACAAAGUUUGGCGAGUUAAAGGUAUUAUACAGGUCUCGCGGUCGAUUGGUGAUGCCUACUUAAAGAAAGCAGAAUUCAACCGGGAACCGCUGUUGGCAAAGUUCAGGGUCCCUGAGGCUUUCCAUAAGCCCAUACUUAAAGCAGAGCCGGCAAUAACAGUACACAAAAUCCAUCCAGAGGAUCAGUUUCUUAUAUUUGCAUCAGACGGCUUGUGGGAGCACUUAACUAAUCAGGAAGCUGUUGACAUUGUGAACACAUCCCCUCACAAUGGAAUUGCAAGGAAGCUCAUAAAAACAGCUCUAAGAGAGGCAGCAAAGAAGAGAGAGAUGAGAUAUUCGGAUCUAAAAAAGAUUGAUAGAGGAGUGAGGAGACAUUUUCAUGAUGAUAUAACAGUCAUAGUUGUGUUUCUUGAUUCAAAUCUCGUCAGUCGCAGUGUCUCACGCCGACCUCUACUCUCCAUCUCAGGCGGUGGUGACUUAGCUGGACCUUCCACUUGACUCAACUCUCACCACAAUCUAUAUAUAUUAUACAUAUACACAUAUCCACUAUAUAUAAACACAUUGCAAACCGCAAUUUAAGUUCCUUCU